AUGGCCAAAGGGCAUCUUACCUAUUGGGGCGAACUUGAAUCUGAUGAGGACGAAUCAGAAGAGGAAGAUAAUGAAUCUGGAUCAGACUCUGGUUCUGAGGAAGGUGAAGCAAUCGGUGAGGUCUCGGCAUCCAGUGCAGCAGACAAGCCCAUUAUUCAGACUCUUGAAGUUACUGGCCUGUUAACUCCAGCGACCGGAACCGGGUAA
Protopolystoma xenopodis is the source of this 207-nucleotide messenger RNA. Lineage: Eukaryota; Metazoa; Platyhelminthes; Monogenea; Polystomatidea; Polystomatidae. The record is from the annotation of a GenBank genome assembly.